Molecule: messenger RNA, 567 nt
Organism: Knipowitschia caucasica
Lineage: Eukaryota; Metazoa; Chordata; Actinopteri; Gobiiformes; Gobiidae
Source: the annotation of a GenBank genome assembly
AUGAAUCCCAGAGCGACUCCAGAGCAACUCCAGAGCGACUCCAGAGCAACUCCAGAGCGACUCCAGAGCGACUCCAGAGCGACUCCAGAGCAACUCCAGAGCGACUCCAGAGCGACUCCAGAGCGACUCCAGAGCGACUCCAGAGCAACUCCAGAGCGACUCCAGAGCAACUCCAGAGCGACUCCAGAGCGACUCCAGAGCGACUCCAGAGCGACUCCAGAGCGACCCCAGAGCGACUCCAGAGCAACUCCAGAGCAACUCCAGAGCGACUCCAGAGCGACCCCAGAGCGACUCCAGAGCGACCCCAGAGCGACUCCAGAGCGACUCCAGAGCGACUCCAGAGCGACUCCAGAGCGACUCCAGAGCGACUCCAGAGCGACCCCAGAGCGACUCCAGAGCGACUCCAGAGCAACUCCAGAGCAACUCCAGAGCGACUCCAGAGCGACUCCAGAGCGACUCCAGAGCAGAGCGACUCCAGAGCGACUCCAGAGCAGAGCGACUCCAGAGCGACUCCAGAGCGACUCCAGAGCGACUCCAGAGCAACUCCAGGCGCCGGGUCCAGGAUAA